UUUAGCACGGGCGAACCAGCGACAUUUUUGCGCUAGGAACUCGUUUUUUGGAUUAUUAGCUGUAGCACGGACUAACCACAUUUAUUUGCGUGAAUUAAUUUAGAAAAUUUAGAUCUUUAUUUCGUAACAUUGUAUGAUUUGUGGAAACAAAUUUCCCUCGAGCUCAAGUUUCCACCGGCGUGUAAACAUCGACGCAACCCGGAAGCGACAACUUCUCGUAGCUGACUUAGCUUUAGCAUCAGCUAACCAUCUUCGUACGUGCCACUUUUGCAGCAUGGAGAACACGACCGACGGGACGUGGGAUAGUUUAGCUGGAAAACUAAACGACAAGAUCUUAGAGACGCUCCGGGAACUCAAAUUUACGCACAUGACGCCCGUGCAAGCUGCCUGUAUCCCACUUUUUAUGAGCAACAAGGAUGUCGCUGCUGAGGCGGUGACUGGGAGUGGAAAGACAUUAGCGUUUGUCAUUCCCGUUCUGGAAGUUCUGCUCAGGAGAGAAGAGAAGCUCAAGAAGAUGCAGGUGGGCGCGCUGGUGGUCACGCCCACGCGCGAGCUGGCCAUGCAGAUCAGCGAAGUGAUCGGACACUUCCUCCAGAAGUUUCCGCAGUUCACGCAGAUGUUGAUGAUCGGCGGCAACAACCCGAUGGAGGACGUGGAGAAGUUCAAGGAAAACGGGGCGAACAUCGUGGUAGCCACGCCCGGCCGCCUGGAGGACAUGUUCCGCCGGAAGGGCGACGGCGUGGACCUGGCCGGCUCGGUCAAGAGUCUGGACGUGCUGGUUCUGGACGAGGCCGACAGACUUCUGGACAUGGGCUUCGAGAACAGCCUGAACGCCAUCCUGAGCUUCCUGCCCAAGCAGCGGCGCACCGGCUUGUUCUCGGCCACGCAGACGCAGGAACUGGACAAGCUGGUCCGAGCCGGACUGCGGAACCCGGUCCGCGUCGCCGUUAAGGAGAAGGGCGUCGCGGACGGCGCCGCCCGGAGGACGCCGUCCGCGCUAAGCAACUACUACACGGUGAGUGGCGCUGGCGGCGGCGGGCCGCGCGGGGACGCUCACGCGGUGUUCCGUCGUCUUCUACAGGUCUGCCGCGCUGAACGCAAGUUCAACGCGCUGGUGGCGUUUCUACGGCAACACAAACAUCAGAAGCAGCUCGUCUUCUUCAGCACGUGCGCCUGCGUGGAGUACUUCGGCCGCGCUCUGGAGACGCUGGUGAAGAGGGUCCCCGUCCACUGCAUCCACGGCAAGAUGAAACACAAACGCAACAAAAUCUUCGCCGACUUCCGAGCCGUCAAAAGCGGCAUCCUGGUGUGCACGGACGUCAUGGCCCGCGGCGUCGACAUCCCGGACGUCAACUGGGUGCUGCAGUACGACCCCCCCAGCAGCGCCAGCGCCUUUGUGCACCGCUGCGGUCGCACGGCGCGCAUCGGUAACCGCGGCAACGCUUUGGUCUUUCUGCUGCCCAUGGAGGAGUCCUACGUCAACUUCCUGUCCAUCAACCAGAAGUGUCCUUUGGAGAAAAUGCCCGCCGUGAGCGACGUGGUGGACGUGUUGCCCAAAGUGAAGGCGCUGGCGCAGGCGGACCGCGCCAUGUUUGAUAAGGGCAUGAAGGCUUUCGUGUCAUACGUGCAGGCCUACGCCAAGCACGAGUGCAGCCUCAUCUUCAGGGUCAAAGAUUUGGAUUUUGCGUCAGUGGCCCGCGGCUUCGCGCUCCUUCGCCUGCCCAAAAUGCCAGAACUGCGCGGGAAAAGUUUCCCCGACUUCCAGCCGGCGCCGCUGGACACGGAGAACAUUCGCUACAAGGACAAACAGCGCGAGAAGCUGCGGCAGAAAACGCUGGCCGAGCUCAAACUGCGGCGGCGGGAGGGCGUCGACGACCGCGCGGCCAAGAAACCCGUCCGGAACCAAGCCUGGUCCAAACAGAAGGCCAAGAAGGACAGACGCAAGAAGAACGCCACCAAGAGGAAACACGCACAGUCCUCCGAUGACGAAGACGAAAACACGGAGGAGCUCCUGAAGGACACUCGUCUGCUCAAGAAACUGAAGAAGGGGCAAAUCUGCGAGGAGGACUUCGAGCGCGAGAUCACCGGCGGGGCGGAUCAUUAAAGACGCUUUCCUUGUU
Molecule: messenger RNA, 2120 nt
Organism: Phycodurus eques (leafy seadragon)
Lineage: Eukaryota; Metazoa; Chordata; Actinopteri; Syngnathiformes; Syngnathidae
Gene: ddx55
Product: DEAD (Asp-Glu-Ala-Asp) box polypeptide 55
Exons: 13
Coding region: 134-2104 (656 amino acids)
Cellular component (GO): nucleolus
Molecular function (GO): RNA helicase activity; ATP binding; nucleic acid binding
Source: RefSeq, a predicted model, not a curated record